UUUACACAAAAAGUAAUGAUUGCACCAAACAGUUUAUUCCUUUAAAUGACAGUCAUAUGCAAGUGACCAGUACUGAAACGGACCUACGGAGCAGUUUGGUUGAUACUUAACUGAAACAUAGCAAAAUGAAGUUCCAUCAUGCUGCUGCUUUUCUCUUCUUGGCAUCCUUCUGCCAUUGUGCUGUGUCCUGUCCUGCUUUGUGCAAAUGCUACAGCGAAAGAAAGGAGGUUGUAUGCAGUGAGGUUCCCCUGAUAGAGUUCCCAACAGAGGGCCUUCCGGAGAACACCACCAUGCUGACUGUUCAGCUCACAAACAUCACCUCCCUCUCUGAACACCACCUUAAAGCAACACCACAUCUGCAAGAGCUCCAUCUGUACGGGAAUAAACUACAGAGCCUUUCUUCUCAUCUGCUCAGAGGCGUUCCUCAGCUGCACACAUUGGAUCUGACAGAAAACAAGCUCAGUGAUCUUCCUGUAGAUGUCUUCAGCGAUGCACCGCUUAAAAACUUGGUGUUAAAGAACAAUCAAAUUAAGCGAGUCGAUGAAAAAUGGCUUCCUGAUAAUAGCAGCUUAACCUGGUUGGACUUGUCUGGAAACAGUCUAACAGAGAUAUCAGUUGGUUUCUUUCAGAGGCUCCCUCACCUCGAGAAUCUUGACUUGUCCAACAAUCAACUGGAAAAGAUACCGGCAAACUCUUUGGAAAAUCUGAGCAAUCUCAAGAGGCUGAGCCUUCAAAACAACAAGCUUGAGUCCUUAGACGCAUCUGUGUUUCAGCACACAAAAAACCUCACUUCUUUGUUUCUCACUCAAAACAAGCUGAACUGGCUCCCACAAAACCUUUUUCAGGGACUUACCAGCCUCACACAUCUCAGUCUGGAUUUCAACCAGCUGAGCCACAUCCCUAUAGGUUGGUUUGAUCCGCUGAGCUCCCUCGAGGAGAGUGGACUGGACCUGACUCUUAACCCCCUGCGUUGUAACAGCCGUAUUGAAUACCUGUGGAGAUGGCUUCAGAAGAACAAGAAGAAGGUGUUGUCGGUAGACAACAUCAUCUGUAUGUUGCCUCAGUCUCUCACAGGGCACCCAGUCAUUUCCCUGACAGAAAAUGAUCUUAACAUAGGGUCUUGUUUCUCUACAGACAUGAAGUUGUUGCUCCUUGUCACCUUUUUUGCACUACCUGACUUUGACUACAAACGAAGAAGUGUACACUCGUGUCCAGAUCGGUGCUCCUGCUCUUUUCUGUCUGCUGAGGUGGUAUGCAGCAAUGGUGGCCUCACAGUUUUUCCAAGAACUGGGUUUCCUUCCGCCACCACAAUAUUGUCCAUCCAAAACACAAACCUUCGUAACAUUACUGGUGGGGAUCUGAGUGCCGUGCCACUCCUAAACAACCUACAGCUGUAUCACUCUAACCUGGCGAACCUUACCUCAGAUCUGCUGGUAUCCGUACCUCACUUGGAAACUUUGGAUCUCACAGGAAACAAGCUAGUAAAACUGCCUGCAAAUGUCUUCACCCACCGCUCACUUAGCAACCUGGUGUUGAAAAAUAAUCAGCUAGGGGAAGCAGACCCAGCGUGGUUUUCUCAAAACAGCAGCCUCCUCUAUCUAGAUUUGUCUGGUAACCGUCUGACCAGCAUCUCUGCAGCUCUGUUCAAUAAGAUGCCCCUUCUGCGAACCCUAGACUUGGACAAUAACAAUCUGCAAGAGCUACAAGCUGAAGUGUUCAGGAGCCUGGAUCACCUAGAGACUCUUAAUCUCGCUGGAAACAAAUUGAUAACCCUGAAACCUCAAAUAUUUGCUCACAAUCUUAAACUCAAAUAUCUGUACCUGCAGGAGAAUCAGCUGCAGGAUCUACCAGCGAACCUCCUGCAUAGACUGCAACACCUUGAGCUUCUGCUGCUAAACCAGAAUCAGCUUCGCCACCUCCCAAAAGGCCUACUGGAUGGGAUAAAUCCCUCUUUGCAAAUAAUCUUGUCAGGGAACCCCUGGGAUUGUGAUGGGAAGAUGGAGUACCUGUGGAAGUGGCUCACCAACCAUCGCCAAAAUGUUCUCUUUGACGAUGAAGUGACUUGUGAUCAGCCAAAGCCACUGAAAAGUCUACAAGUUUCCUCUUUAACUGAAAGUCAGCUUGGUGUAAGAUUACAAUAAAUUGUGUAAUGAGAAAAUAUUGAGAGGUAAAUAAUUGAACUUGGUUCAAUUUGGUUAUAUCACAAAA
Cyprinodon tularosa is the source of this 2208-nucleotide messenger RNA. RefSeq names its product chondroadherin-like protein. Lineage: Eukaryota; Metazoa; Chordata; Actinopteri; Cyprinodontiformes; Cyprinodontidae. The coding region runs from base 126 to 2141 and encodes 671 amino acids. Gene Ontology annotation, molecular function: protein binding. The record is from RefSeq and is a predicted model, not a curated record. The transcript is spliced from 3 exons. Gene Ontology annotation, cellular component: extracellular matrix.